This is a messenger RNA of Acanthosepion pharaonis, 855 nucleotides long. Lineage: Eukaryota; Metazoa; Mollusca; Cephalopoda; Sepiida; Sepiidae. The record is from the annotation of a GenBank genome assembly.
AUGAAAAUAAACAUCAAACCUAGGCCAGCGCCCUGUUGCAUUCCUUCCCCACCCACAAGUGGAACGCGCAUAUACUUUAAAUUUAAAAACGAACCUCAUUUUCUUUCUUUGUUUCUUUCUUUGUUUCUUUCUUUCUUUUUUCUUUCUUUCUUUUUUCUUUCUUUUUUCUUUCUUUCUUUUUUCUUUCUUUCUUUUUUCUUUCUUUUUUCUUUCUUUCUUUCUAUGCCAGUUUCUAUUUUAAUAUUUUUGUCGGUUUUCAUUUCUUUCUUUCUUUCUUUCUUUCUUUUUUCUUUCUUUCUUUUUUUUCUUUCUUUCUUUCUUUCUUUCUUUCUUUCUUUCUUUCUUUCUUUCUUUCUUUCCAUGCCAUUUUCUCUUUUAAUAUUUCUGUCGGCUUUCAUUUCUUUCUUUCUUUCUUUCUUUCUUUCUUUCUUUCUAUCUAUCACUCUCUUCUUUCUUUCUCUCUCUCUCUCUUACUGUUAUCAAUUAUUCCUUUCUUUCUUUCUUUUUUCUUUCUUUCUUUCUUUCUUUCUUUCUUUCUUAACCGACUAUUGCAUGUUUCUUUAUUUGCUUCUUUCUUUCUUACUUCCUUUUUCUCUCUCUUUUACCACUACCAUAACUUUCUUUCUUACUCGAAUAUCGCUCGUUCUUUCUUUCUUUCUUUCUUUCUUUCUUUCUUUCUUUCUUUCUUUCUGUUUCCCGGCAAUCGCAUGUGUUUUUCUUUCUUCCUUUCUCUAUCUUUCUUUUACUACAAUCACUUCUUUCUUUCUUUCUUUCUUUCUUUCUUUCUUUCUUUCUUUCGUCCUAUCUUUAUAUCUUUCUUUCUUUCGCCCAGACUUUCUUUUUAUCCUUUUUUAA